UACAUAGAUUAACGCGUGCGACGAUCGGUUGUCGGAAGGGGCAUAUAUUUGGCAAGUGGGCGAAAAAAACUCGGCCUGCACCCUGUCUCAUAAAGCAGAGGACACAAUAAGCUGCAACAUCUCCUCGAAUAUAUCUCCCGUCUUAACGCUGGGCGAUAUUUCUUCCACCAACCGAAAAGUGGGUCUUCGAAAGACUUUAUUCUCUAGCAAAGGGCUUAUUAAAGUCAGUUCGGCCGACGAAGUGGCUGCCAGCAUCCUUUACCAGACCGUUUGUAACUCCGUGUCUUUUAAACGGUGCACUUCUUUUCUCAGAUCAUAAUCUUCGGAUAUUGUCUAAAUCUUAUCUGGAGGAUUUUGACAACCUUCGCAUUACCCCCUAAGGCAUUAUGAGGACAUUUAUAGUAGCCAUCUUUUUGUUAUGUGUCGCCGCCCGGGCCUACGGGCAGAGGAUGCCCGGACAGGCCGUUUAUCCCCUCCAAGGCUGCCAACCUGGAUGGACAAAUUUCGGAAAAUUCUGUUACAAGUACUUCUACGAACGUCUACCGUUCAUGGAGGCCCAGAUGCAGUGUCUCAGUUUCCGCGCAAGCCCACUGGCUCCUCGAGGCUACCUGAUCACAGCGAAGGACCAGACGCAUAACAGAUUCCAGCACAAUUUCCUCACCUUUACAGGCGGGGCCAACAACAAAGUCUGGAUGGGUCUUGCAGAGAGGCAAUACAAUGUAUUCUGGUGGGCCGAUGGCACGCCCUUCCGCCCCCAUGACUGGAACCUGUUCAAACCGGAUCAACCCCAACAGAAUCACCACAUCGAUGGCGUCUUCACAUUCGACAAUUAUCCAUACCAAACAUGGGUCACUUCAAGCCACGAGACGCAGAUGUCUUUCACAUGCCAAUAUCAGUAUCUACCAUGAGGAGAAACUCAAUUAGAAGACUCUAGAUAUUUUUGAUAAAUUCUAGCCCCCGUAACACAAAGAUUUGCAAUCAAUUCCAAUAUUGAAACAACGAUUCCGAUUGGUUAAUGAUCAGCCUUUUGAACACCAAGCGCACGCAUCGAUGAUGUUGAUUGGCCAUUGUCAUUUUGCAAUUGAUUGCAAACCUUUGAGUUACGGAGCCCUGAAGACUGUUCUCAUUUGAAUGAUAUAACGAAUAACACAUUGCUCUGACUGCUACAGUAGAAUAUUAAACACACGAAGGUAAACGUGAAUGUUUGAGAUCCACGACGCACGGGGGAGUGGGAUUUUGACUACUCUCUAGAAACCGACUGGUAAUAAUAUUAUUGCAGUGUUCGAAAUAUGUGUUAUUUGUGUUACAUGUGGCUCUCGUUCAUACUUUAUAAAGAACCAAUGUUAGGUAAAGUUCGUACAUAUAAAAAGGAGUAAUAAUUCUACCAUUUUAAGGACCUCGUACAUAAAACAGUUGUAUAAUCUAACGUAACUUGAUUUUCAACCAACGAGGAUUUUUGCUUUUGAGUUUAUAAAUGAACCCUUUUUUUGGCAGAAGGAUCGAAUUUCGUAUUGUAAACGAAAUUUUCUUUAUUGUUAUUUGAAUGCUGCAAAUUUUAAACGCCCAAGAUGCACGAGUCUGCGCAAAUUUAAACGCUUGAAGAAGAAAACGAAGACAUCAUUAUUGCUUUUAUCAAAGGGGCGUCGCCGAAUUGAUGUUAUUGUAAUUGCUUUAAUAAACGGAAAUGUAAAUAGGAUACAAUUUAUAUAAAGCAUGGUUCUAUGCAAAUUUUGACAUGAAAAAUUGUUAUUUGGCAGGUGUUUUAGCUAUGAAUAUUAUUUUGGAAAUAAAAAUAUAUGCAUCAUAUACUGCAUUAACCCUUGUAUUAGCAAAGCAAGAAGUUACAGUUCAUGCUAGUGCUAUUUUUAAACACGACAUUCAACCCCAAUACAUUUCUUGAAUAAGGAACAGCUAUGAAUCAGAAUAUGCAAACAUAUUGUUAACUCAUUCAGAAUGAAUGAUAGAUUAAAAAAUACGUUUUGAAAUAAAAGAUGAGUAACGAGUGCAAAAUCAAAUUUUUGGAUCUAUGAAAAAAACAUCACACUAAUGGUAAGCGAUUGAAUUUUUAAAAACUAUGGAAUUAACUAAUUCGUUUCUGAGGCUAUCCACCCGAAAUUCUGGGAUCUAAGAGGUGUAAGAUACACAUCUAGAUAUGCUAAAUUUCAAAAAUAGAUGAAUCAGAAAACUUACUUCAUUUAUUAAAUCUGUGUCUUGUAAAAUUUUGCAAUAAAAAUAAGAUUAAUAAAAACUCUUUGAUUGCUGUAA
Messenger RNA from Strongylocentrotus purpuratus (purple sea urchin), 2265 nucleotides. RefSeq names its product lithostathine-1. The transcript is spliced from 3 exons. Bases 387 to 908 code for a protein of 173 amino acids. Lineage: Eukaryota; Metazoa; Echinodermata; Echinoidea; Camarodonta; Strongylocentrotidae. The record is from RefSeq and is a predicted model, not a curated record.